UGACGAAAUUUCGGGCGUUGUACACCGCAUCUCAUUAACAAAAGAAGCAAUUUCAUUAGCUUUUAAAAAAAUAUAUAUAUAUUUAUAUCCCUGUAUCUCUCGUCUGUAAUUAUUUCCGGAAAUAUUUUAUGAUUGUUUUUCCUCCGCGUGUGAACUUCAAGCCCGGGUGUAUUAUUUUUUCGGUCUCGGCGGUUAUUUAAAAAGGCGGUGAAGGAGAAGAAGGCGCUCGCGCGGUCCGUCGCUCUUUGUUCGCUCGCUCGCGCGUUCAUUCAUUCGGGGUUUCUUUGUUGCGCGUGAUUUUUUCUGGGGGGUCCAAGCAUGGGAGCUCAAGUGGCUAAAAACGGUGCAAAAGAGGAAACCGCUGCAGAAAAAGCAAACGGACAGGAAAACGGACACGCUAAGACAAACGGCAAUGCCUCCCCUACAGCAGACGGAGCCGCCGAGGAGGUCCAGGCCAACGGCAAACACUCCCCCGACGGCGAGGUGAAGGCUGAAGACGGAGCAGCCGAGAAGGCGACGGAGGAAGGCGGUGCCGAAAACGCUCCGGUAGCCAACGGCGAGGACGCGAGCAAACCCGAAGAGAACGGCUCUGCGUCAGGCAGCGGCGAGGCUACCAAGCAGAAGAAGCGAUUUUCCUUUAAAAAGCCGUUCAAACUCAGCGGCUUCUCCUUUAAGAAGAGCGCCAAGAAGGAAGCCGAGACGGAGGAGGCGGCCGCUCCAGCCGAGGAAGGCAAAGAUAAAGCCGAAUCCGAGGAGGCCAAGCCGGAGGCAUCCGGAGGAGAAGAGAAGGAAGAAGCAGCCGAGGGCGCCAAAGCUGAUCAGCCAAGCGCAGACGAGGAGAAAAAGACGAGCGAAGAGCAAAAGCCCGAGACGCCAGCAGAAGAGAAACCGGCUGAAGCUUCAGCCGAAGAGCCCGCCCCGGCACCAGCCGAGAGCUCAGAUGCUCAACCCGCUGCUGCUGAAGAGUAACCAGGCUCACCGGUGCGUGCUAGGAAAGUGGUGCUACCAAAAGGCAGACGAGGCGUGUAGAUGAGUCCGAUGACGGUCCGUUUUUACGCGACCCGUGAGCCGUUCAGAACGGGUGCUCCGUUAUAACACCAGCGGCACCGCUCAAAUCCGGCAGCACCGCGUGCUUGUAUAGGCUUCGUCGUGUCUCUAAUCUUUUUUUAAAACUUUUUUUCAGUCCUCUAGGUGAAGUCUGACCCUCUUCUAACCCUGCUGUAGAUCCAACAUGUUGACCUGUGAUGACUAAUACAGUUAGUUUUUUUUUUUUCUUUCUUUUUUUCUUGCAAUGCUGUGCAAGUAUAUAUACACAAGUUGCCAGUGCAAUCAAAUAGAUUACAGUUUGCUGUAAAUACUCAAGGUCUGACACUACCUGGUUUUUAAACGGAAUGUAACUUUGCGUACAGAAGUAUGGAUUUGACUUCAACGGGCUCAAAAAAAAAAAAAAAACACAAAUAAAGGAUUAAAAUUGAA
Messenger RNA from Ictalurus punctatus (channel catfish), 1476 nucleotides. RefSeq names its product myristoylated alanine-rich protein kinase C substrate b (gene marcksb). The record is from RefSeq and is a predicted model, not a curated record. Gene Ontology annotation, cellular component: plasma membrane; cytoplasm; actin filament bundle. Gene Ontology annotation, molecular function: actin filament binding; calmodulin binding. NCBI's taxonomy places the organism in Eukaryota, Metazoa, Chordata, Actinopteri, Siluriformes, Ictaluridae. Gene Ontology annotation, biological process: central nervous system development; actin filament organization. The coding region runs from base 319 to 969 and encodes 216 amino acids. The transcript is spliced from 3 exons.